Messenger RNA from Tarenaya hassleriana, 1524 nucleotides. RefSeq names its product U-box domain-containing protein 6-like. The record is from RefSeq and is a predicted model, not a curated record. Bases 110 to 1438 code for a protein of 442 amino acids. The transcript has 2 exons. Lineage: Eukaryota; Viridiplantae; Streptophyta; Magnoliopsida; Brassicales; Cleomaceae. Gene Ontology annotation, molecular function: protein binding.
CGAAUUUAGUAAAAAUAUAAUAAUAUCACGGGACAAAUGUUAUGCCUAAAAUUUGACACAUAUAAAAACCAUAUGAAACCCACUAACAAAACAGUGCAUCAUCUCCCUCAUGUCUUCGUCUCGAUCACAACACAUGUCUUCUUCUUCUUCUUCUUCUUCUGUUUGGCUACUUCAACACAUGAAGCUGAAAUUCUUCACCCGAAUUCGCUGCCUCUUGAAAAACGGAGCACCCAGAAAACGAACCCUUCAAUCUUCGCCGGAAAAACCAAGAACCACCCAUCAAGAUUCCGGCCAAGCCUCGCCGGGGGCGGCCGCGGGAAGAUCGGAGGACGGUCGUAUCGAUGAGACGGUGGUGUUGCAGAGGACGGUGAAGAAGCUUCACUUCGGGAGCUGGGAAGAGAAGGAAGCCGCCGCCGGAGAGAUAGAGAAGCUCGCCGGAGAAGACGAGAAGUCGCGGCGGCUGAUGGCGGAGCUCGGCGUUAUUCAGGUUCUUGUUUCCAUGGUGGCUUCGGAGGUGGCCGGCCGCCGGAGAGCCGCCGUGAGGGCUCUUAUUCAGCUCGCUCUCGGAACCUGCACGAACAAGGCACUGAUGGUGAAUGCUGGAAUCUGUUCAAAGCUUCCGAAAAACAUCGAAGCCCUCGACCAACCAUCGAGGCAUGAAUUGGCAGAGCUUCUACAUUUGUUGUCUUCUCCAGCAAAUUCUCAGUUCCCCGUCGCUUCGUCAGAGAUUCUGCCAUUUCUGAUUGAAACCAUGAACUCUGAUUCUACCGACAUCAAGACCAAAGAGACUUGCCUGGCAACCGUGAACAAUCUGUCUGUCGUGCUGGAAAACUCGGGACCUUUGGUCUCCAACAGAGGGGUGCAAACCCUACUGCGCUUGAUGUCCGUAAAAGAGUUGUCCGAGAAAGCCUUGGCGACUUUAGGACAACUGGCCGUGACCCAGAUGGGGAAAAAGGCGAUGGAAGAUAGCUUGCUCGUCCCAGAGAGUCUCGUCAAGAUUCUGACGUGGGAAGAUAAACCAAAAUGCCAAGAACACUCGGCUUAUAUCUUGAUGGUAUUGGCUCAUCAGAGUUGGAGCCAACGCGAAAAAAUGGCCAAGGCAGGGAUAGUGCCGGCGCUUCUCGAGGUGAGCCUGCUCGGAAGCCCAUUGGCUCAAAAGAGAGCCAUGAAGUUGUUGCAAUGGUUCAAGGACGAGAGACAUGUACGGAUGGGACCACAUUCAGGCCCACAAACGGGCCGGGUCAGCCCGGGAAUCGGGUCACCGAUGAGCCCGAGAUCGGCCGGAGAAGGUAAGAGGAUGAUGAAGAACCUGGUGAGGCAGAGUUUGCAUAAGAACAUGGAGAUGAUAACACGAAGAGCGAAUGCGAACGUGGAGACUGAAGCCUCAAUGCUUAAGUCUUUGGUCAUUAGUACAAGCUCUAAGAGCUUGCCUUAUUGAUUUUUUUUUUUUGGUGGUUUCCGAAUUUUGGUUGUGAAUAAAAAAUAUAAAUAAAUGCAAGCAAUGGUUUCUUGUUGCAUUGAUAA